Messenger RNA from Paraglomus brasilianum, 477 nucleotides. Lineage: Eukaryota; Fungi; Glomeromycota; Glomeromycetes; Paraglomerales; Paraglomeraceae. The record is from the annotation of a GenBank genome assembly.
AUGAGCCGCGAGAAGCAAAGCAUUAAUCUCUCGGACACUACGCAAGCUGUGGCUAAUCUGCCACCACACAAACGCAGGAGGCAUAAAUCAAGGGAAAUUGAUUAUACAGGACGUCUACCGAUUAUGACAGUUAAACAACGUAAUCGACAAGCUAUAACUAGACCCAAAAAGAUUUGUAAGAAAUGCCAACAACGGGAAAAGGAGCUUGGAGCCAUGGAAAAAGUCAAAGAAGAAGGGAGUAGUAACAAUAACGCAAUGUUUGCUGACUGGACAACAGAAAGCCUAAACCUAUUUGUACAUAGAAUUAGCCAGACUACAGAAAACCUAACCAGUUUUGCGAGCCAAGUAAGUUUAACACUUGCGACUCGUGCGAAUAAACAACAACUAAGGCGAUAUUCUCUCAAGUGUAACGAUCGAGAAGAGAAAUUGACGGAUAUUGAGAUAGCGCGGUUGCUUCUUCGCCUUAAGCAAUUCUAA